UUCAUUUGUAAGAGCCUGGUUCAGACGGCCCUGGAGUCCUCAUUAAUCCUUAACACCAACAAAAACAAAAAUAUUGUUAACAUGGUGUAGGAUUUUUCAGGGUAAAAUAAGACAGGUUACCAGUACAAAAUAGUUACAUUCCUGUCCAGGCUGUGGAUAUUACUACACUGGGGUGUUUGAACAGUUAAAUAAUCCAGCCUGGUAGUUGUGUCCGGCUCAGCCUGCGUCUCACAGACAUGUCGGAUAAUGAAGUGGAAAAGUUUGAAAUUACUGAUUAUGACCUGGAAAAUGAGUUUAAAACCUCACGCCCAGGUCGGAGGCAGACCAAGGAACAACAGAUUUAUGGUAUCUGGGCACAAGAAAGUGGCGAUGAAGAGGAGGGAGAGCCAGAAUCCUUGAAUGUUCCACUACCUCGGGCUCGUGUCCUUCGAGGGGGACUCAACUUUGUCUCAGGUGGUAUACAGCAGUCAGGCAAGAAAGAUGACAAGGACAAGAAAGAAGGCUCAGAUGAAGACUCUGAAUCAGAACUUGCGCCAAGACCUAUGUUUGGUGCUGGCGCUGACUCUAGUGAUGAAGAAAUUACUGCAAAAACACAGCUCCCAUCAUCAUUUGUAAGCAAGAAAUCCUCAGAUUACUCUUCAUAUACCUCAUCAACUUCUAAACCAAGAGAUAUUGCAGGAAUACGUCGCAGUGGUACGCAAGGUGGAGGUAAACCUGGUCUGCUGGGUAGUGGUAUGGCAGACUGGGAAAAGUAUACUUCAGGCAUUGGAAGUAAGCUCUUAAAGAAGAUGGGCUUUGAAGAAGGCAAAGGUCUUGGUAAGAAUUUGCAAGGUAUAUCGACUCCUGUAGAGGCAAGCAAGCGAAAGGGAAAGGGAGCUAUUGGUUACUAUGGAUCAGAGAGGACUGAAAAGUUUAAGGACUUUCCAGUACAUGAUUCAGAUGAAGAAGAGAAAGAGAAGUUCAAGGACCUCCUUCAGCAGUGGAAGAAGACUGGCAGCAAGAAAAAAAUAAAGUAUGUAUACAAGAGUGCAGAAGAAGUUAUUCAAGAAGGCAAGACAAAAAAACUGAAGCCAACAGAUGACAGUCAUAUCACUAGAACUAAAGUUAUAGACAUGACUGGUCCAGAAACUCGAGUUUUAAGUAGUUAUCAUGCCAUUGCUGGGCAGAAAAAUUUUGUUGAUGAAUAUGAAGAAGAUAAAAAGAAGAAAUAUGAGCAUUUUGAUUUGCCAGAACUUUUGCAUAACCUACAGAUGCUCUUAGAAAAUUGUGAAGAUGACAUUGUCCGUAAUGCCCGGACUUUAGAACGAGAAAAUGACAGAAUUGUUCACCUUAAUCAUGAAAGGGAAAAAUAUGAAAGUUUAGUAGACAGGGAAAAGAAAGAACUUGACAGUCUUGACCAAGCUCUUGCUCUUGUAGAAGGACUUGAGACAAGGCAUAAAGAGCAGACACUAAAUCUCAGUGAUGCUACAGCAAUAUUUACGGAAUUAAAAUCGGAUUAUCUAAAAAUAUAUAACACUUUUGAAAUCCCAUACUUAGCACCCACUUAUGUGACACCUCUCUUAAAAGAGUUACUCAGUACAUGGAAUCCUUUAGCUCAGCCAACAGCUCACAAGGAAGUAUUUGCUACAUGGCAGCAGUUGGUAGAUUUGGGUGGAAAUCAGCAUCAACAACCAGAUACCACUGUACCAUUAGAUCCUUACCACCAUCUGGUAUGGGAGACCUGGACUGCUGCUGUAAGAUCCACAGUCAUGGGCCCUUGGGAACCACGAGACUGUGGUCCACUACUUGCUGUAUUGGAAGCAUGGAACUAUCCCUUGGUUCCUGUAUGGAUCCAAGGACACUUGCUUCAGCAUGUUAUUUUACCCCGUAUCACACGUGCUGUUCAUAAUUGGAAUCCACUUCAAGAUACUGUGCCAAUUCAUACUUGGCUUCAUCCCUGGCUUCCUCUGUUAGUAGAUCAUCUACAGUCUGUGUACCCUGUAAUACGUCAAAAACUUUCAGCUGCUCUUGUUCACUGGCACCCAAAUGACCGCUCAGCCAAAAUGGUUUUGCAGCCAUGGAAACGAGUUUUCAGUGAAAUAGCAAUGACCACACUAAUUCAGUCCAACAUUCAGCCAAAGUUAGAGUCUGCACUUGUUGAAAUGCCCAUUAAUCCCCACAAUCAGAAUUUGGAUCCAUGGCAUUGGUUCUUGGAUUGGGAUGAUUUACUACCACCACAGGUAUCAUUAGAUAUGUUGGAACGUUGCUUCUUUCCCCGUUGGUAUCAGGCAUUGGCCACAUGGCUUUCAGCUAAUCCUCCCCAUCCUGAUGUUAUAGCAUGGUACAAAGGAUGGCGAGAUCUUAUACCAAAAAGUGUUGCAAAUCAUCUUCAGAUACGCCAAAAGUUUCAGCAGGCCUUGGAGGUGUGCAGUCGUGCUCUGAGCUACCAACCAGGUGCCUCUGAUCAGUUCAGUCUUUUGUUGGCUGGUUUAGACAAACUGAGUGAACCUCCACCACCACCUCCCCUAGGUUCUCCCCCUAGACAGCGAUCCAAAGAUUGGGCAGAUAUCAUUAGUAGUGCACGAAGAGAAACCCUCAGUAUGCGAGAGGUUGUUGAGCGUAGAUGUUUAGAACAUGGCACUGUAUUUGUUCCAAUACCUGACCGAAAACAUGAAGGAAGACCAGUGUACAGAUGUGGUAAGCUUAACAUUUCCUUCAAUAAAAACAUCAUUUAUGUACAGACAGAAAGAGGAUGGAUGCCCAAAAGCCUUACAACAUUAUUAGAUGAUGCUUAAAAGUUCACUAGGUUAAUUUUGGUUGUAAAAUGACAAAAGUGAUACAUAUUGUAUAAUAUUUAUAUUUGUGAUCACAAUGAUAUAAUAUUGUAAUGUAUCAAUUUUUACACUGCCACUGCUGUUAAAUUUUUUGUGUUUAAACUCUUUGCCAUCAUUAUUAGAAUCCUCACAUUUUGUAUACAGUAAUUUAAUUUCAGUGACACUUAAAAUUUAUUGCACCCUCUGUGAUGAACUUUGGCAUGGCUUACCAUUGUUUUCAAUGGUAGGCUGUGAAGUUAAACGUGAACUUAAAAAAAUUAGAUGCCUAAACCUGAGCAUUAAGACAUUCACAGUUAUUGUUAGAUUUUUAACUUGUGGAAUCAUCAUAGGGAGAGGUGACACCAUGUAGUAAACGCAUUUUACGUACCGACACACGAAAUCGUAACACCAUUGCAAACAAACCAUGGAAUGUGUGGGGAUUGAACCCAUGGCAAGCGAAUCAUAAAACUCCAGGCCAGUGCGUAAGCCACUCAGGUUACGCACUGGCCUGGAGCUUUAUGAAUCCUUGCCAUGGGUUCAGUCUCCAUCCAUUUCAUGGUUUUUAUUGACUUACUGGUUUUUGCAUUAUGGUUGACUGCAGCAGAUGUUUGCUGAUAUGCAUUUGUCUGAUUACUCUCUGGCUGAAGAAAUUAGAUUUUUUAAUAUGAAAAAAUAGAUUGAAGUAAUGAGUGUAUGAAAGCAUUAAUUACAGAAAGAAAUAUAAAAAGGAAUUGUGAUCAAUGCAAAAUAAAACAGCUGACAACUAAUUGUAUCAUGACAGAGGUGAGUUUUUGACCAGUUUUCCAAAUGUUAAUAUAGUUACUGAAAGGGUUUGUAAAAAUAAAAGCAAAUUUAUAGUUGGAGAAAAAAAUAUUGGCUUUAUUUCUUGUAGUCUUAUUCUUCUGCCAUCUUAGAAAUUCAUUAGGUAACUGAGUCUUUCUGCUGCUUUAUAUAAAGAUUUUAUUCUUUUGGUUGUUAAUAUUGUACAAAGAAAAGAAAAUUAAAAAAAAUUUUUGUUUUUUAUGUCAACCUCGACCAUGACCCUAAAGCACCUUACAUGAGUAUAAUAAUAACCUCCAGUGGCCUGUGUAAGAAAUGCUAAUAAUUAUCACCAUAAUAAACAACUAAUUUUAAAUACAAUUUAAUCCAUCUCAUAGUACUGUACUAUGGCUUUGAGCUUGGGGUCCAUUAUGUACGUACUAUGUAUUAAGUUAUGAGUUCAGCUGCCUCAGAUAAGCUGUGAUCGGUAAAUUCUGGCCUAAAUAUGAGAGAAUGGGUCUGUGCAAUGAGUAUGCACCAUAUAAAAAAAAAAAUCUUGAUGCACACAGUUCAAGAUGAGAAAGACAAAACUGUGACUGUGUGCAUGGUUUAAAAUAGCUAAUUUGUGGUGUAUUUUUGGACAGUUUUAUGGUUUUAUUGAUAGUUUCUUUGUAUCAUUCAAUAGAAUGGAAGACAUUACAGAAAUAGAGAUGAUUUUGAUUGGUUUCUGGACUGUAAGUAGCUUUAAACUGAGAUAAAACUAACAGAAAUA
Cherax quadricarinatus is the source of this 4323-nucleotide messenger RNA. It is a transcript of the gene sip1, whose product is annotated as septin interacting protein 1. Gene Ontology annotation, cellular component: U2-type post-mRNA release spliceosomal complex. NCBI's taxonomy places the organism in Eukaryota, Metazoa, Arthropoda, Malacostraca, Decapoda, Parastacidae. Gene Ontology annotation, molecular function: nucleic acid binding. Gene Ontology annotation, biological process: spliceosomal complex disassembly. The record is from RefSeq and is a predicted model, not a curated record.